UCGUUGGAAUAAAUUUUAGUGCUAGUCAGUGAUGUCAGCAUAACAACGAAUGUCAGUGAAAAUUUUCUAGGAAAAACUAGAAAAAUCCUCAGUGCUGAUGGAAUAUGAAAUGAGUGGGCGCAGUCCUAGCUACCGGAGGGUACGAUGGGCCUGACUUGAAAUUCGAUGCACUAACGGAAUGGAGAACGGAUAAUAAAUUAUCCAAAAAUGUUUAGGAUGUAAGCUAAUCCGUCUCAAUAUGAGUGAAAACGAUUAAUAAUGUACUCGUGUUGGGCGGAAGUAGUCCGACAAAUUGGGUGGUGAAAAGCAUGGAAAAGUUGUCUUCGUUAUGGGCGGAGAACAAAAUGAUUUAUUAUACGAGCAUAAAAAUAUGUUGAAAAUUCACAGUGGAAAUGGAUCAAGGAAAUCAAGUCGUCAGAAAUAUAUGGAAAAAAGUGGGGAAAAAGAUAAAUAUUCAAACCCUCCAGAUAGAUAGUGAAAAGAAGUAAUCAAAAACACCAGCCGACGGAUAAACAAGAAAAGAAGUAAAGAUUUUUUUUUAUCCUUGUGCGAAAUCCCGUGGUGGUGUGACAGACCGAAAACAGGAGCCAAAUAAGAAAACAAAUUAUCACACACCCACUCGAGUACGGCCGCGUUGAGAUUCAUUCGUCGGAUUUGGGGCUCGGCCACCGGUCUGAAGUGGUGAAAAUGAGCCUCUCGAAUGAAGGAUAAGUACGAGAAAAGCCCCUGGUGACACCGGAGACCGUCAUCGUCGGUUGUGAUAAGAUAGUGAUCUGCUGCCACGCCAUUCAUUUGCCGCAACCGCUCUCCGAGUCGCACGCUUGGGGGACAGGGGAACUCUCUAGGAUUAUGGCUGAUCUACAGGCGACCAUUGAGUUUGCCGUCGAGCUGUACAAGUUCUACAAUGUUGAUCUGUUCCAGCGAGGAUUAUAUCAAGUACGAUGUUCAUUGAGAGUAUCACCCCGACUGCCGGUUCAGGUGGAGACAUGCCUUCCGGACGCGUCGGCAACUACGGGAGUGCCUUCAGCUGCCAGUAUCGCCCCCGGUCCCGCCCCUGCCGCUGGUACUUCCGGAACGGGAGCCACCGGUCUCAACGGUAGCAACAAUGCGCCAGGUUCUGCCUCCAGCAGUGCCAAUACACCAAAUUCUACCAAUUCCUCCUCCGGUUGCAAUGCAGGAACGACAAGCAGCAGUGGAACGGGGAGCACCAACACCACAGCCGGUCCGGGCGGGUCGCCCACCAUCGGUACAACCGGCUCCGCGGCAACCAUCAUCGACGAUUGUGGCGCCUCACGUGUGUUCCAGAUUCUCUAUCGCAACGAAGAAGUGUCGCUACGUGACGUUAUCAUGUUCCGUGCCCAUUUACUAGUGGACAGUCGACAUCUGAAGGAGUCCAUAGAACGGGCGGAGUUUUCCCUUAAUCUCGAGCUGUGGUUUGGCGAACAGACGAACGGCAACAUUCUAACGUUGGCUUCGACGCGGACUCUCCAGCUCAACUUUCACCCGGGCCGGGGUCUGCACUACCAUCUGCCGGUGCUGUUCGACUACUUCCAUCUGGCGGCGGUCAGCGUGGGCAUCCAUGCCAGUUUGGUGGCGCUCCAUCAACCCUACAUCAAGAAAAGCAUUAUGCACUAUGUACAGAGCUGUGCUCCUAAAGCUACCAAACCAUGGAUCGGUAGCUCAAAACUCAACUGCCGCGGAGGAAACUCGCCCGGUCCACUGGAAGCAAUCUUUUUCGGACCGCAAGUUGGUGGAGGGGCCAAAUGUGGUGGUGGUUCAGCAGGUCGUCUUCUACACGCUCGCAAUGUCCAUAAGGAAAUCUGUGCCUUGCUGCUGGGAGCGCUGGAGUCGCUGCGGCUGUCGUUACAGGAGUUCUGUACCGUACUACCACACCAAUGGGCAUCCCUAACAGGAUCAACACCGCUCUCCAAUCUGGACACCGAACAAAGACUGAGAAAGCUUGCCGAUUCGGCGAAGGUCAUGGAUACCGAGGAUGAUCUUGCUGCACGUGCCAACUCCGACAUAGCUCAGCUAUGUGCUGAGUGCAUACUUUACUGGAGGCGAGUUCUAUCGGCUUCCACACAGCCAACUGUACACAGUUUGCUAUCCAAAAAGCAUCAUACUCUUCGGGUUAGGCGGUUUGCCGAAGGAUUUUUCGUGAUUGAAAAUCCUCGACACACAGCAAGUGGUUGUUACGACUCCAACUAUCAAAACUACGUGUCGAUAUGUGAGAUGGCCCGAAGAUCGAGAUACCUUUCUUCGUUGCCGCCCCUACCGGUUCAUUGCACCCCGCUCGAUGGUGACGCAAACUCACUACCGUUAAUUUUCGAAGAUAGAUACACGGAUUCAAACGAUUACGGAAAACGUCGAUCUGGGAGCGAACCACAUCUAAACGGCCACAACGGAACGAUUGGGAAAUUGAAAACGCAUCAUCAUCCAAACAAAAUAGCUCCAAUAAUGAGCGCCAAAGAAUGUUCAUGUGGAAUUUCGACGUGCUACAUUGAGCCUAUUCCAAAGAUGUGCAACAAUUACAUUGGGCUCAUGACCACUCGAUACGCCCUUGGCGGUGAUAUCCUACAAGCAAGCCUGACUAUUACCCCGGCUGCGGCUGCUUCCCAGAAUGGUCUUUGUACAAAGCCUUUAUCGCGUCACUCUGUUUCUACCCUAGCAGAACCGGAAUGCCAAUGGGAUCAGUUCAAAGCAAUUUACACCCCAGGUACGAACAUAACCGGCGGAACACUUCCGACGCGACAUAGCAAAUCGCUGGAUCAACUCGAAGUUCAAAAUAACACCGCAUCUUUACCACGUCAGCACGUCCAUAACGUCAAUUACAAUAACUACAAUCAAAAACAAAUCAUCUAUCAUCAGCCUGGUAACGCAAUAAUACAAGCUAUCCCAUCAAAACCAAAGAAAAACCCAGUCCAGGCAGAAGAUCUCCUGAAAAAUAUAAAUGAGUUCCGAGAAAAAUAUAGAAACCCUGGUGAUUCUCGUAAAAUAACCGCAACCAACGGGUCAACCGGUCCUACAAUUUACGAAGUGAAAGAUACAUCGUGCCAGUUGAUCAAGGAUCAUAUUCCUAACACUAUUCAAAAUCAGACCCGAAUGACUAAUGGUUAUGCCGUCCCUAAACCUAGCUAUGCUCUCGGAACAGACCACAAAACACCACAAACUGGGUGCUACUACAACACGCUACCGAAAGGUGCAGGAAUGGGUCUUGUCAUACCACCGAGAAACUCCUAUCCACCAAUUCGGAGCAAAAAGCAGCAGUCUACGGGAUCGCUUAACACGAAAACAGAUUCCAAUACUAUCCCCCGAAGUAAUUCAUCGCAAAUGCUACGUAAUCAGAACGGGACGUCAAAUGCCAGUAAUAGUAACACGCUGCCACAUCGAUCGGUGGAGUUCGCUCGAGUCCGAGUUACUGACUUGAAGCAUGCCGUGAACAACCAGCGAAGAAAUAGCAAGGGCACAAAUGGAACCAACGACUCUAGCAGUACUGACAGUCCCGUAGUCACUCCGAAAACACGCAGUAAACAACGGCGGCUGCUGUCAUCGGCAAGUGUUCCAUUCAAACUAGAAAACCUAGAACUGGAGCAAGCUGGCGGGACAAACGGUUUCAGCGAGAGUUUACCGAACUUAGCACCACCACCGGCAUUCAGUAACUCACCGCUUCCGCCAAUCCGACUACGGCGAAGACAUUCCAGCAGUGAAUCCACAUCCUCUCUAAGUGAACAAUCCGGAUGGGUUUCUAGCAGACGAAGUAGCCUUCCAUCGAGCCCAGAUACGUUGCGGAAUGAUCAUAGAGUUGUGAAUGGAGCGCAGUUAAGGAAAAGACUUUUGAAACUGUUGAAUGAACAGCCACGUUUAAUGGGUAGCAAACAUGGGCAUCAAUCUCAUGAAUUUUUGGUUCGAAGUAAUCAAAGCUCGAUGAAAUCAAGAUCGAACAACGACAACAUCAAAGGUUCUGUUCAAACUGAAAACUGGAACAAUCUGGAGAAGGAAUGGAAUGAACCGAGAUCUAUACACAAGAAUACUGAUCUCAAAAAGAGCAUUCAACAUUCAACUAUGGACACUCGUCCAUCUAAAAGAAGAACCAAAAAGGAAAAAUCCAAAUCCGAUUUUGACUUGGCGAACAUUUCUGACUACAUAUUCGAAGACCUUCGGUUGUUACCACCGCAACAGUUCCGCGAUGCGCCACCACCACCAGAUGAGUUCCGAGAUCCUCCUUCCUUAAUCGAGACCGUUACGAAAGAAAUUCUUCCUUUGCAACCUAUCCUCUCGAAGCCAUCACAUGCACAAAAGCAAUCACAACAACCGCCGCAGCCUCCAACUUCACUCAUUCCACAACCGCAAGCGAUUCCAUCAAUGGUCAUCCAACAACAGCAGAUUGUACCAUCGGUUCAACAGUACCAGGUACUCCCGGUCCAGCAGCAAUUCAUUCAACAACCCCAAUACAGUAAACCAAUCCAACAACCUAUCCGGGCACCACUAGUUUUCAAAAAAUACGAAGUUCAAGCCAUCGAUAACCCUCUUUAUCACAUCUACGAAGUCGUAAAAACACCACGUCCAAUACUGAAAUCGCAAAGCUCUAACGAGCUCGCUGCCAUCGCCAAAUGCGCAGAAACACUGAACAAUCCAAACGCUACCAUCAACUCUUCCCAUCAAAACGGUCACCAUCAGGUUCACAGUCAUCCAAUUCCCCCAGAACGUAAUUCUUCGAUGCGAGAACUACAUCGCCCGCCGCCGCCCAAACCCGACGAAGAUGAGUCCAAGAAACGAAUCGAUCCGCCUAUGCAACUGUUGGAAUUUGAAAAAUGCCGCGAGGAAUUUCGCAAGCAGAUUAGCUAUUCUGGUUCGAUUUACUCGGACUUCCAGAAGCUUGCAUCAGAGAUGCCUUACUUCCACAUCAGCGACGAGUUCCGUGCAUUCUCCGCCAAAGGGCUGCACCUGGUAAUCUGCGUCCACGGGCUCGAUGGCAACUCGGCAGAUUUGAGGCUGGUCCGAACCUACCUGGAACUGGGACUACCCGGAGCGCAUUUGGAAUUUCUCAUGUCCGAACGGAACCAGGGUGAUACGUUUUCCGACUUUGACACGAUGACCGAUCGGCUGGUGGCUGAGGUGUUGUAUCACAUCGAAACGUAUCAGCUAAACCCCAGUAGGAUAUCGUUCGUAGCGCACUCGCUGGGUACCAUCAUCGUGCGAUCGGCUUUGGCGAGACCUCAAAUGAGACCGCUGCUGUCGAGGUUACAUACGUUUCUCUCACUAUCGGGACCACACCUUGGGACGCUGUACAACUCUAGCGGGCUGGUCAAUAUGGGUAUGUGGUUCAUGCAAAAAUGGAAGAAGAGUGGCUCACUGCUGCAACUUUGCCUGCGGGAUGCACCCGAUAUGCGACAGAGUUUCCUAUUCCGGCUGAGUCAACGAAGUACGCUGCAUCACUUUAGGAAUGUUCUUCUGUGCGGAUCGUCGCAAGAUCGCUACGUUCCUCCCCACUCAGCUCGGCUUGAACUCUGCAAGGCAGCCGUUCGCGAUCAAUCCAAUCUGGGCGUCGUAUAUCGUGAAAUGGUUAACAACAUUAUAUCCCCAAUGCUAGCCCGUCCGGAUUUGACGCUGGCUCGAUUUGACGUACACCACGCCCUGCCCCAUACGGCUAACGCCCUGAUCGGACGGGCCGCCCACAUCGCUGUACUGGAUUCGGAAUUGUUUAUCGAAAAGUUUUUACUCGUCGCCGGGUUAAAAUAUUUCAGCUAGCUGUUUGAAUUUCGGGUCGCAUUACAAUAUUACGUAAUGGUACUACAUCGAUUAGUAGUAUGUAGAUGGAUUGCGAUUGGAUUUACGCGUGAGUACUGGCGCUGCAGACAGUAGAGCCCGCUACAGAUAAACAGUUGUAGUAUCAAAAAAAAAAUUAGCAUAAGAAAUACCAAAUUGAAAAUGACUGAGCCUAAGUUAAAAUCUGUUAGAAACGUUAUGGUAUUGCUAUAUACUUGUUCUAGAGCUACAAACAAAAAGGAUGUGAAACGUAUAAUAACCACACAAAAUUGGUACAGGGUCAACAAAAUUACAAAUUUUGCUGUAUGUGUUUAAUGUUACCUAUUUACCGGCAGACGUAAAUCUCAAACCAUAUACCGAUACCAAUUAUUGUUAAAUAAUGAUCUUCACUGCCGGCUGUUGAUUCAAUCGUGGUGGGUUAGUUAGGUUUUCGGAAAUUUCUUCUUUACACUUACCACUUAUAGCUUAUAUAUUAGGUUCUGUCCUGUCUUUUUCUGUGUUAGAGAAUAAACAAACGAUCAAAUAUAAUUUUAUGAAUGAGACUGAUUUAAACUAAACUUUAUAUAAUGCGACAAAACCAAAUCGGAAUUUUUAGACGUAAACAUGUGAAGUAACACAUUAAAAGGUAGAUCAAUCAAAACAUUGGGAAUCAAUAAUACGAUAUGUAUAAUGGAAUGGAUAUUAAACGUAAACACUAUACGACAGUAGCUAGAGUAGAGGUUUUAAAGUGAAUGAACAGGGAUAGAAAAUAAAAAAGAAUCGUAUUUGUGCUGAAGAUUAGCAAUAAAAAAUGCAGGAUAUGAGAAUAUAGUAACGACCAGAUUAAAUGAAACUCAUAUUGUUAUGUUACGAUGCUAAAGCAUGAAUUGGUCUGUUGGAAUCACCAAUACCUUUUAGCAACUCUAUUCAUUUGCGUUCAAGAAAACUCUUAGCAGAUGUGAAGUAUUGUUUUCUAUGCUAUAUUUCUCUUUAGUGGAGAAAAAUUAGGUAAAACUCUUUUUUAUACACUAAAGAGAAAAUACCUACAACUAAAUUAGUUAUGGAAUUUGCGUUUUGACUUCGUCUCAUCAGAAUCCGACACUAACUUAGUGACAGCACUAAGCUAGCAACGAAUCAACGCUAGCACCAACAAACGAAAACACUAUGUGUGUUUCUCAGCAAGCCCCGCAAGAAAGGAGCUCUGAUUAGGUGCUGUUUUGUGAAGUUAGCGUUACCCCAGCGCUAGCUUAGUCUUGUCACUAAGUUACUGUCGAAUUCUGAUGAGACGAGGUCGCAACGCAUAAUUUAAUAUUUUCUGCUGAUAGAUCUGUUCUACGGCCUCACCCCGUCGUAUUUUGAAAUUGUUACCAUUCGGUUUUCAGAAUAAUUUAAUAGUUUUACAGAGAGAAUUAAAUUUGUCUUGCGACCUUCAUAAACUAUUGAUUGUGUUGGCGAAAAACAAAUAAAAUUAUUGUAACUUCAAAUAAAAAUGUUUCUAGCAUGACAUUUACGAUGGUUCUAUGCUGCUAAAGUCAAUUAAAGCAAAAUACCUGAAGUAAACCUUCAGCAAAUCUUUAAAAAAAGUUAAUUUCAACCAUUAACCAACAAGUAAACAACCAUUGCUAGAGUACACCGAUAUAUGUAAAAGACACCAAUUUCUUACAAAAAAAAAACAAAAAGUUUCGUAACUCAUUUUAACCAAUAAACAGGCCGUAUAGCAAUAGGAGUGGAAUAUACUUAUUAACCAACAGAAAAUCAACUUUGUAGCCGAAUACUGAAAAAACGAUCAGAUCAAAAUAACACUUCAUUAAAAGAACAGUUGUCUGGUUCAGCUGUAAGAACAUUGGUUUUUACCAUACGAAUGGUACGUCAACCAAUCGCUAUUCCGAACCCAACACUACUUAUAACUAUUGAACAAAAAUUGACAGAAGAACCCAAUUACGAUGAUAGACUACACCAUAUUCUCGUAUAAGAUAAGAAAUACCAAAAGAUACAUGUUGAUAAGUAAUCGAUCAAAAGAAGCAUUACCAAAUAAUCAAAUCAAACUUUUUAGAUUAGUCCUAAACAUAGGUGCAGUUCGUAUUCCGGAAUCGUUAAGCAUUACAAACAGAAGGAAAUGAGCAGAAUGUUACACUACGUAAGGUGCAGUUCAGAUUUUGGCACAAAGUUAGAUACUCAGAUAUCUCGAAGCAGUUAAAGAGAGAUUUGUUUGCGAAUGCGUGAUUAUUGCAAAAAAACAGGAUUUUAUCUGAAAGUUGCCCGUUUUAUAAAACCGAAUAGUAAGAGUCUAUUAUGAUAGAAGUGAAGAAACAAGUGACUAUUUUUCUGACCUAACCUUUUCCUUGACCGUUGCAAAAUAGUUCUUCGCAUAUCUACUCUUGUUCAAUACAAUUCGUUUCUAUUUACGUUCCACGGACUCAGAUGCUAGACAGUCCACUUUCGCCAGCACUGAUGCGACGUAAAAAUAGUAUGCCAAAUCUUCUUUGACUUUACCAUUAAUGUGUAACGAGGGAGGCAGCAAAUGAAUCAAAAUAAAUGGAAUUCAGCCAGCUGGUAGACACCGAAACUAUCUCUAGGAACUUUAUUCUUUAUAUGAGGCUAGGGGACUAGAGUACCUACUUAACUGGAGUGUUUUAAUGACGUAGGGAGAAUUAUAAGCAAGUUAGCAUAUAUGCUGGAUGUAAGCGAAUGUUACAGUUACAAUGGAAUGGAUAUUACUAUACACAGUAGAAAUAAUGGUAGAGUCUAGAAUAUAGUGAUACAAUUUACCAAAACCGUUAGUAGAGUUAGUGGAAAUAAAUUUAAACAAUAUA
Molecule: messenger RNA, 8558 nt
Organism: Topomyia yanbarensis
Lineage: Eukaryota; Metazoa; Arthropoda; Insecta; Diptera; Culicidae
Exons: 9
Coding region: 850-5748 (1632 amino acids)
Source: RefSeq, a predicted model, not a curated record